Molecule: messenger RNA, 1677 nt
Organism: Penicillium antarcticum
Lineage: Eukaryota; Fungi; Ascomycota; Eurotiomycetes; Eurotiales; Aspergillaceae
Product: cytochrome P450
Exons: 3
Coding region: 1-1677 (558 amino acids)
Molecular function (GO): heme binding; iron ion binding; oxidoreductase activity, acting on paired donors, with incorporation or reduction of molecular oxygen
Source: RefSeq, a predicted model, not a curated record
AUGCCCGCAAAACAAUUUUAUCUUCUUGGAGAGGCAGUGUCCUCUGCUAAGAACAUUGAUGUCGACGAAAAGAGUGGUCUAGAGGAUCUUCAGCACCUGAUUGCAGCUCACUUCGCAGUCGUCGAGCCUAAUGGUAUCGGUUUCCAAGCUCAAGACUACGAGUUGAAGGAUAUUUCAGAAAUCACAUCGGCAGAGACACCCAUUGCCAUUACCAUUGAUGGACACGCGAUUCGUGAACCUCCGGGUCCAAAGGGCUUGCCGAUUGUUGGAAAUUUCUUCGAGGUAUACCCUGAUCAUCUCGGCAAUCAUCAACGUCUUUUCGAACAAUACGGACCGAUCUUCAAGACAACCAACCUCGGACGUACAAUCUAUUCUACCAAUGAUCCAACCCUCGCCACAAUAGUUUUCGCCGAAUCUGACUUCUUCACUAAGGAGAUCAACCCAGCUCAUCCGCUUUAUCCUCUGAAGCAACAGGCCGCUGGUGUUUUCCUAGGAGAUACAGACACUCCUGAGUGGAGAGUUGCGCAUAAAUUUCUACCGCCAGCCCUUGGACCCAAGGCUGUCCGCCACUAUGCGCCUAUGAUGCAAAAGACAGUGGAGCAUUCCUUUGAGGUCUUUGAUGCUCUCGAUGAACGGGGCGAGGCAUGGAACGUGUACCAGUAUAUGCUGAAACUCGGAUCUCAGGCCGUUGGAAAGCUCACACUUGGCUUGGAUUUCCAACACUUUGCAUCGCCAGACUCCAAACUGCAUGAGAUAGUGCAUUUGAUUGCAGAAGUUCUUUCCCUCAACAAGAAAGUCUCAUCGAAGGGAGAUUGGUACGGUCGACUGCCUUUUGGUGAUCCGCAGCGGCUUAGGACGGUCAAAGCUAGGAUUGAAGAGCUUAUUGGAGAGUCAGUGAAGCAAGCCGAGAGCGGUGGAGUUGAAGACCUUCCGCUUCAAGAUGCGGCGCUAAGAGCUUCCAAUAUGGUCGACUAUGCUAUUCGUGCAACCGACAACAAAGGAGAAAAGCUUCCUAAAGAUAGCUUGAUUUGGGCUUUGCUCGUCACAACCGGAGCUGGCUUUACAACCACAAGCUCUUUACUGUCCUGGUUGAUCUAUGGUCUCGUAACAUACCCCGGAAUGCAAGACAGACUUCUACAAGAGUUGGUUGACAACGGCAUCGACGAGAAUACCGAAAUCACUGCAGAUGUGACCGACAGACUUGAUUUCCUCGAUAAGUACAUCAAGGAGAUGCAGCGUCGCCACAACCCAAGCUUCCAGCCUGCCCGAACCGCCAAGGUAGACCUUGUGCUUCCGGGCGGUUACAAGAUCUCCAAAGAUUCCGUUGUUCUGCCGGCCCUGCAUCACAUCCACAACAACCCUGAACUGUGGGAUAACCCUCACAAGUUCACCCCUGACCGCUGGGACACAGAGGAAGUCAAAAACAGACACAAGGCAGCAUAUAUCCCAUUCGCGACGGGUCAGCGUAUGUGUAUCGGGUUCAAUUUUGCUCUACAGGAAAUCAAGGUCUUCCUUCCAAAGUUGAUUUAUCGGUACAAAUUCCUCCGAGAAGGUGAUGGACCGAUCGAGUAUGAUCCCCUGUUCCAGUUAAUUCGACCCAAUAACCUCUAUGUCAGAGCGGAAAAGAGGAUCAAGUGGCCGCCAAGGACUGGUGAAUUGGGAAUUGAGCAGUCUUGA